GUCGACUUCCGAUCACCUCUGCUGUUUCCCGAAGUGUCCGCUGUUUAUUUUUCCAGAGUGAAAAAAAAAAUAAAAUAAAAAUGGCUUUGGAAUUGUCCGAAGAUCAGUUAAAAACAGCAGAGACCGAGCUGAAGAAAUAUUUACCUCGGUCACAGCAGGUUUACGGGUUUCUGGUGCUCAGAAACAGAGUCAGAUCGGACCCCGUAAAGGUUUUAGUGGACAGAUGGCCACAGUUCCGCGUCAUUGUGUGCAAACCACAAUGUAAACAGAUGAGUGACCUCUUCAAAGACACACUGGUUUUUGCAAAUGAUGAUGAUGUUCUAGAGGAAAUCCUAAAAAGGUCAUCUGUUAUUGACUGGAGCAGGUACCUUUGUGUUGGAACCAGUAUCCCCCACAUUGAGAUAUUCAGAGCAGUGGCAUCAGAGAAAGGUGUACCCUGCAACAAACUGGCAACAUGUCACUUGAUGAUACUGGAGGAUGUGUCCAAGCUUCCCUCUGCAGACAGCUCAGGGAUCUCACUAAGCUCUCUGAAUGAAUCACACAUUGACUUGGUGAACCAGAUGUGGAAGUUCGGAAACAACGAUGGGGCUGACUGUAUGAUCCGCAACAUGAUCGCAAACUUCCCUUCUUGCUGCGUGCUGGAUGCUGAGGGAAAGCCCGUGUCCUGGAUUCUGACCUAUGCAUCAUGUUCUAUUGGAAUGCUGUAUACAUUGCCAGAGCACAGAGGGAAAGGCUACGCCAAAAUCCUGGUGAGCAGCUUGGCCAAGAGGAAUCAUGCACAGGGCUACCCAGUUUACUGCUUCAUAGAAGAGGAGAACACCAUGUCCUACAGGCUCUUUGCAAACCUGGGCUUCACUGAAGAUCCCUCUUACAGGGAAGGCUGGUUUGGUUUCAAUGAUGGUCAAAUAUUUCAAUGAAGGACAGAAUAUAAGUUAAAAAAAAA
Archocentrus centrarchus (flier cichlid) is the source of this 943-nucleotide messenger RNA. Its product is annotated as glycine N-acyltransferase. The record is from RefSeq and is a predicted model, not a curated record. Bases 81 to 917 code for a protein of 278 amino acids. Gene Ontology annotation, molecular function: glycine N-acyltransferase activity. NCBI's taxonomy places the organism in Eukaryota, Metazoa, Chordata, Actinopteri, Cichliformes, Cichlidae. The transcript is spliced from 5 exons. Gene Ontology annotation, cellular component: mitochondrion.